Molecule: messenger RNA, 624 nt
Organism: Zea mays
Lineage: Eukaryota; Viridiplantae; Streptophyta; Magnoliopsida; Poales; Poaceae
Exons: 2
Coding region: 280-498 (72 amino acids)
Source: RefSeq, a predicted model, not a curated record
UGGGGAUACGCGCGCAUGCAUCUCACUUCUGACGGCCACGGCCCACGCGGCCACGCCUUGCAUGCGUUCGCCGGCUCAGGCUUUUGAUCCCGUUCCCGUGUAUAUUUAUAUUUACACACACCCCCGUGAAGCUCUGGCCAAGAGCCGUCGCCUUCAAGUAGCCUGCAUUUCGGCCGGCCGCCCGCCCGCCGCUCUAGAGGUGUCGCCAUCUUCGUUGCCAAUUGGCGAAGCCUGACGCCUCCAUCCAGCUGCGACAUUGCCAGUAGACACCGCUAACUCAUGGCCCUGCUCCCGCUGUUCCUCAGGCCGGUGGUUCGGUUCGCGGCGCGCGUGGUGGAAGGUGGGCCGGCGGUCGCGGUGGCAACGAUCCUGCACCGCGCCGGCGCACUGCCCAGGAACCGGGGCCUGGAGCGCCUCGUCCGAGACGACGCGCUCCACGGCCGCGGACAGGACUGCAUCGCCAGCUUCGUCGUCGGCGUCAUGCGCUGCCUCUGCUAGUAGAUUCGGUUGCCUAGCUAGAGCUAGAGAGAGGGGAAGUGGACUCCAUUGUUCGGAGAAAAUUCACCUUGAAAUUUGUAGCAGGAAACUUGAAUUGCAAUGCUGACCCUUUACCUCACCUCUCAA